AUGACGGCUGGAGAAUCAGUGAAGGUGGCGGACGCCAGACUGGCUACGCGGGAAGAGAUGUCGAAUGCUCGUCUUCCGAUCGCCUACAGAGACAGCUGCGCACACCUGUUGAUACCGCUGAACCGAUGCCGAUAUGAUGAGUACUAUCUUCCGUGGAAGUGCGAGAACGAACGACACAGCUACGAGAAAUGCCAGUACGAAGAGUUCAAGAAGCGAGUAGCGAAGAUGGACGAGCUGCGGGCGGCCAAGGACGGCGCACGAAGCAACUAG
Molecule: messenger RNA, 270 nt
Organism: Nannizzia gypsea CBS 118893
Lineage: Eukaryota; Fungi; Ascomycota; Eurotiomycetes; Onygenales; Arthrodermataceae
Product: NADH-ubiquinone oxidoreductase B18 subunit family protein
Exons: 3
Coding region: 1-270 (89 amino acids)
Cellular component (GO): mitochondrion
Source: RefSeq, a predicted model, not a curated record